UCCGUCGGCGGCGCGCGGCGGUGCCAAGUGCGCAGCAGCGCUGGGAGCGCGGAGUUCGUCUGUAGCUGCCCCGCACGCCACCGAUCCGCCCGCCUCGGCGGUCUGCCGCGUUCCUCGGCCGCGGGCGGUUCCAGGUCCGUGCAGCGGGGAAUGGACGCUGCAGGCCUCACCCUGAAGCUUAUUCUGGUCGGAGACAGCGCCGUGGGGAAGUCCAGCCUCCUGCUGAGGUUCACUGACGGGACGUUUGAACCAUGCCUGAAACCCACCAUCGGUGUUGAUUUUAAAGUGAAGAAAAUGGUGGUAGACGGCCGUGCAGUACAGCUUGCAAUAUGGGACACCGCAGGACAGGAGUGCUUUAGAACACUGACUCCCAGUUAUUACCGAGGAGCUCAAGGGGUUGUUUUAGUGUAUGAUGUUACAAGAAAAGACACUUUCGUAGGACUAGAGAGCUGGCUGAAUGAGAUGGAAAUUUAUACCGCCAAAAGCAACACUGUGAAGAUGUUAGUUGGCAAUAAAACUGAUCAGCCUGAUCGUGAAGUAGAGAGAAGAGAAGGACUCCAGUUUGCUAGGAAACACUCACUGCUUUUUAUAGAGACCAGUGCCAAGACUCAGGAUGGAGUGCAACAUGCCUUUGAGGAACUAGUCAUAAAGAUCCUGCAGACACCAGGUCUUUGGGAUAAAUGCGCAGAGAAGCAGAGUCUCCAGCUAAUGGAAUCUUCAACACAUCGGGAUAAAAGUUCAUGUGGUGCAUACUGUUCACUUUCUUAAAUCUACAAGUGGCUGUUCUGUCAAGAGUUGAGUGGACUUGUUUUUAACAAAAAAACAAAGCAAAACAAAAAAACACAGAGGUGGGAGAGUGGGAAAAGUUCCAAGCACCAGUUUGCCUUGUUUGAUCUGCCACCAGUUCUGUAGAGCCCGAAACUAAACUGAUGAGCAGAAUACAUUUUUGUUCAUUAACAAAAUACAGUUUCUCCUUCCUGUAUGCACAAUUGGUAUCUCCAGAUAUUUUUCUCAUAACUGUCAGAAUUUUUCUCAAAACAUAGUGCUGCUUAAUGGCAUUCAACAUACCUUUUCAGAAAAUCCAGCCUUAGCAUAAAAUAACAUAGUAUUGCGUUUUGGAAUAUUAAGAAGCCCCAGAAUGGCAUGAAAGUCAUCUGCCCAUCAAAGUUCCCUUAAAUGUAGUUAAUAGUCAGGACUCAUAGUGAGCAGUGACAUUGUUUCCCUAUUUCAGCUGGUUUAAGGCAGCUGCAAUUGCUACAUGAUACCUGGAAAUAAGUUGUAGAGUUGAAGUGAAGAUGCAUUUCGGUUAACAUUUGGGAGGGAAAAAAAAAAACAAACCAUGUUUCCUGUGCAGUAGUUGUAGGGCACCUGUUGCUGCUCUUGAAUACUUUGUAGUGAGGAUCAGUGGUGAAAACGGAGUAAUUAUUUUGGGCUGGUUUACGCUGUGGGUCCUUUGCAGUUAACAGAGUUCCCUGCAAACCCAUGUUCCUACCCUCAUUCAGCAAUUGGAGGGCUAAAACUAAUAUAAAAUGUGCUGAUUAUGAAGUAAUUCCCACUAAGCUGAGUCCGUUUCGAAGUUCUGUCAGGUGACUGCCUCUUUUUACCUUUUCCCCAGCCAUUAAACUUGCUUCCUUUUCCUGAAAACAAAGCCAGUCACAGCAGCUGUUAGCCUAUACUGAUCUUGGUAGCAGCGCCUCUAGCAGACUUCUAGUGCCUGCAACACUGUAAAAGUAUCAAACCCUUGGGAACAAUAUUAAAAGCCUUUGAAAUGUAAACUGAAGUGCUUGUAAACAAGUGACAAAUUUAAAUACAGUCCUUUUUUAAGAUGCAUUUUUUGACAAGUCUUCACUAUCGAUUUUAUAUUGGUGGGAGUGCCUUCCUGAGUACCAGCAGUGAUAUGUCACAAGUGCUACCACAACACAGCUGAAGACAAAGCAUAUAAACUUCAAGGUCGUUCUGGGACUAUUCUAGCCUGUUCUCUGCAAAGUUGUUCUUUGUGAAACUGAUUUCUUCUGUGAAAAGUGUGCCUUUACAAUUGUUGAUAAAGGGAACAGAAAUAUCCGUAUUGGGUUUUUGCAUCAGCUUCUCUGUCUUGCAAUGGGGUUUCUUUGACUGCAGGCAUUUGCAACUAUAUGUAUACAUAUUUGCCUUACAAAUAUAAUUUCAAUAGCCAGAAGAUGUUUUGAAAUGUUUAGUGUUGUGUGGGGUGGGUUUUUUUGUGUUUUUGUUUUGGUUUGGUUUUUUGUUUGUUUGUUUUUAGUAGCUUGAAUAAAGGCAAGCAGAACAAUAAAAUAAUUAACAUGACCGUGGAAAACCAA
This is a messenger RNA of Apus apus (common swift), 2318 nucleotides long. Its product is annotated as ras-related protein Rab-18-B-like. The record is from RefSeq and is a predicted model, not a curated record. Lineage: Eukaryota; Metazoa; Chordata; Aves; Apodiformes; Apodidae. The transcript is spliced from 7 exons. Gene Ontology annotation, molecular function: GTPase activity; GTP binding. Bases 151 to 768 code for a protein of 205 amino acids.